Molecule: messenger RNA, 2052 nt
Organism: Anthostomella pinea
Lineage: Eukaryota; Fungi; Ascomycota; Sordariomycetes; Xylariales; Xylariaceae
Source: the annotation of a GenBank genome assembly
AUGACCUCGUCAUCGUCGAGCUCCUUGUCCUCGGACACCCGACAUUCAACCCAUUCAAACAGUCGUUGGCACGCGCCGCCGUCAAAUACAAGUGGGAAAGAUGGACCUGCAUGGCCAGGCGGUAGCGGUACACCAAGGGGCAUCGAAGCGGACUCCAGGCAUGGUAGCAUCGACGAGAACUCGCCCCUCUUGUCCCCCGCGGGCGCAGAGCAGGAUACCUUGAUUGGAGGGCGCACAGAGCGUGAUGAACACGACGACGAACAGGACGAGUUCCAGAAGACCAAGGGCUUCUGGUACCUCAUCCUCUUGACAAUAAGCAUUGGAGGACUGCAAGUCGCCUGGGCCGUCGAGCUCUCCAAUGGCACACCGUACUUGCUGUCUCUCGGCCUGACCAAGUCUCUCAUGGCCCUCGUGUGGAUCGCUGGUCCCAUUACCGGGACGCUGGUCCAGCCCUACGUUGGCAUGUUGAGUGACAACUGCAGAGUUCCUUGGGGGAAGCGCAAGCCGUUUAUCCUCGGAGGAGCUGCUGCUACAGCGUCGGCCCUGAUGUUCCUGGCCUGGAUUAGAGAAAUCGUUUCGGGAUUUCUGGGCUUGUUCGGGGCCGACCCUGAGUCGAAAGGAGUCAAGACGACCAUCAUCGUCGUAGCCGUCAUCUGGAUCUAUGUCCUCGACGUGGCAGUCAACACAGUUCAAGCAUCCAUUCGGGCUUUCAUUGUCGACUGUGCGCCAUCCCAUCAGCAAGAAGCUGCAAAUUCUAUGGCUAGCAGAUUCGUCGGCGUUGGUAACAUAGUUGGGUACAUCGCUGGCGGUACCAACCUUCCGAAGUAUUUCUGGUGGUUCGGAAGAUCCCAAUUCAAGGACCUAUGCGCUAUCGCUAGUAUUGCGCUGUGCUCUACGGUGUUGCUAAGCGUUUCGGUCAUACACGAGAGGAAUCCUCAGCUCGAAGGCCGCCCUGCCGAGAAGAAAGCGGGUGUGGGGACAUUCUUCGUCAAGAUCUUCGCCUCGAUCAAAAAAUUGCCGCCGCAAGUCGCUAAAGUCUGCACCGUGCAGUUCUUUGCCUGGGUUGGAUUCUUCCCCAUGCUAUUCUACACGUCUUCGUACAUCGGCGAAAUCUACGUCGAACCUUUCCUGGAGAAGAAUCCCAACAUGACCAAAGAGGAGCUGGAUGAUCUUUACGAGAAUGCUACCCGCGUGGGCACCCACGCACUUCUGAUAUUCGCCAUCACUAGUCUUGUAACGAAUGUGCUACUCCCCUUUUUCAUAGACCCAACUUAUGACAACAAUCCCGUCAGCAACGCACCUGGAGAAACUCCUGGGGUACUCAACGACGACGAUUCGGGUGUCAAAACGUGGUUAAAUCGGCUGGUAAUUCCCGGUUUGACGCUCCGGAGAGCAUGGCUGCUGUCCCAUUUCCUCUUCGCGGGCUGUAUGUUUUGCACAGUUCUUGUGCGGACAGUUGAGGCCGCAACCGUGCUCAUUGGCCUUAUCGGCGUCUCCUGGGCUUUGGCGCUGUGGGCGCCUUGGGCGAUCAUCAGUGCCGAAAUCAGUCGUCGCGAUGCCCUGCAUCGAACUCGACAACAACAAUUGAGGCCCGUGAGCCGAGAGGGAGAGUCGGACGCUUCGCCAUCCGCUGAAUCGUUCCUUGAUCAAGAACGCCGUCUUCAGGACCCCGAGGACGAGCCAGACCAGGCAGGCGUCAUCCUCGGCAUCCACAACAUGGCCAUCGCAUCACCACAGAUGAUCGCUACUCUCGGUUCAAGUGUGAUCUUCGGCUUUUUCCAGAAGGAGAGAGGUGUCCCAGGCGACCACAGUAUCGCUAUUGUGCUAGCUUGUGGUGGGUUUUUCGUUCUUAUUGCGGCAUACUUCGUGUACAAGAUUCAAGAUGGUAUGUCGACACCGGCCGACGCCGCGUUUGCUGCGGAGGAGGGCGAGGCAACCGCCAUCGGACCUGCCUCUCCAGUAAACAAACGAAGCAUGGAUACACCCCGUCAGAGCAUGGAACGAGCCACACUGGCUAGGAGCAGCAGUUAUGGUGCUGGAUUAGAGUAUUAG